Aspergillus brunneoviolaceus CBS 621.78 is the source of this 2850-nucleotide messenger RNA. It is a transcript of the gene sec23, whose product is annotated as GTPase-activating protein SEC23. The transcript has 11 exons. Gene Ontology annotation, molecular function: zinc ion binding; structural constituent of ribosome; GTPase activator activity. Gene Ontology annotation, cellular component: COPII vesicle coat; ribosome; endoplasmic reticulum exit site. Gene Ontology annotation, biological process: COPII-coated vesicle budding; endoplasmic reticulum to Golgi vesicle-mediated transport; COPII-coated vesicle cargo loading. Lineage: Eukaryota; Fungi; Ascomycota; Eurotiomycetes; Eurotiales; Aspergillaceae. The record is from RefSeq and is a predicted model, not a curated record. The coding region runs from base 1 to 2850 and encodes 949 amino acids.
AUGGACUACGAAGCGUUGAAGGACCAAUGGAGCGACGUUGAGGAUCGCGACGGCAUCAGAUUGAGCUGGAACACAUUUCCAAGCUCUCGCAUGGAAGCAUCCCGACUUGUUGUCCCCAUUGGUGCUGUCUACACACCCCUUAAGGAGAAGCCGGACUCUCCAUUGCUACAAUAUGAGCCAGUGACCUGCAAAGCGCCCUGUCGGGCCGUUUUGAACCCUUAUGCCAAUGUUGACGUUCGUGCCCGCAUCUGGAUCUGCCCUUUCUGUCUCAUGCGCAACCCUCUGCCCCCUCACUACAAGGAUAUCACCGAGAGCACAAUACCCCCGGAACUUCAUCCCAUGAGCACGACGAUCGAGUAUCAACUGGCACGCCCUGCUCCCGCCCCUCCUAUCUUCGUCUAUGUUGUCGAUACCUGCCAGGAUGAAGACAGCCUGAAGGCUGUCAAGGACUCGUUGAUCAUGAGUCUGUCGCUGUUGCCAGCCAACGCCUUGGUCGGUCUGAUCACAUUCGGCACCAUGGCUCAAGUACAUGAGCUUGGCUACACCGAAUGUGCCAAGUCUUAUGUGUUCCGCGGCAGUAAAGAGUAUGCUGCAAAGCAGGUCCAGGAGAUGCUUGGUCUUGCAUCUGGAGUGCGGCCGAACAUGCCCCAGCAGCCCGCCCGCCCUCCUCUGGGACCUGCGGCACGAUUCCUUCUCCCCGUUCAGCAGGCGGAAUUCCAGAUCACGAAUGUGCUCGAGCAGCUACAGCGCGAUCCUUGGCCUGUUGCGAAUGACAAGCGUCCUCUCAGAUGUACUGGUGUUGCGCUUAGCGUUGCCGUUGGUUUGCUCGAGACCUCUUUCCAAAACGCGGGUGGACGCAUCAUGAUCUUCACCAGUGGUCCGGCCACUGAGGGCCCGGGUCAUGUCGUCGGCCCUGAGCUGAAGGAGCCUAUCCGCUCUCACCACGAUAUUGAUAGAGACAACAUCAAGUACUACAAGAAAGCUGUCAAGUUCUACGACAGCAUGGCCAAGCGUGCCGCUAACAACGGACACAUUGUUGACCUGUUUGCUGGGUGUCUUGACCAGGUCGGCAUGCUGGAGAUGAAGAAUCUCGCCAACUACACUGGUGGCCAUAUGCUUCUCACGGAUAGCUUCACAUCCUCCCAGUUCAAGCAAUCAUUCGUCAGAAUCUUCGACAAGGACGCCAACGAUAACCUGCUCAUGGGCUUCAACGCAUCCCUGGAAGUACUCACCACUAAGGAACUGAAGGUCACCGGACUCAUUGGACACGCGGUCUCUUUGAACAAGAAAUCGAGCUCGGUUGGUGAAACGGAGUGCGGCAUUGGUAACACUUGCGCCUGGAAGAUGUGUGGAAUCGACCCCUCCUCGAGUUACGGCGUCUACUUUGAAAUCGCGAACCAAGGCGGUCCGGCAGCAGUCCAGCCAGGCCCACAAAGAGGAAUGAUGCAAUUCCUGACAUACUACCAGCAUUCGUCUGGCCACUAUCACCUUCGAGUUACGACCGUUGCACGGAAUCUCAGUGGUCCGGCUGGUGACCCCACACUCGCACAGUCUUUCGACCAGGAGGCCGCUGCUGUAUUGAUGGCGCGAAUUGCGGUCUUCAAGGCUGAGGUUGAUGAUGGACCGGAUGUGCUCAGAUGGGUUGAUCGUAUGCUUAUCCGGCUUUGCUCUCGCUUUGCCGACUACCGAAAGGAUGACCCUACCUCCUUCCGAUUGGAGAAGAACUUCACUCUCUAUCCUCAAUUUAUGUUCCACUUGCGCCGAAGCCAGUUCUUGCAGGUGUUCAACAACUCGCCUGAUGAGACUGCCUUCUAUAGACACGUCCUCAACCACGAGGAUGUCGGCGAUUCUCUUGUCAUGAUUCAGCCCACGCUCGAUUCGUAUUCUCUCGAGCACGAAGGAAGCCAGCCGGUCCUUCUGGACUCUGCUUCCAUCCAGCCUUCCCACAUCCUACUGCUGGAUACCUUCUUCCACAUCCUAAUUUUCCACGGAGAGACUAUCGCAGAAUGGAGAAAGGCCGGCUACCAGGAUCAGGAGGGUUACGAAAACCUCAAGGCUCUCCUCGAGCAGCCAAAGGAAGAUGCAAGGGAGCUGAUCUCGGACCGUUUUCCCCUGCCUCGUUUCAUUGUCUGCGAUGCUGGCGGUUCCCAGGCGCGUUUCCUGCUGUCCAAGCUGAACCCUUCCACGACGCACACGACAGGAGGAUAUGGCGGGGGUGUCACGUCGCAAACGAUUUUCACCGACGAUGUCUCGUUGCAGACUUUCAUGGACCACCUGAUGAACUUCCUUUCUUUCCUUGUACCAUCCACCCCGACAACUCCCAAGGACGAUCGACCACCUUUCGCACUCGCCAUGCCUCCCAAGUUCGACCCCAAUGAGGUGAAGAUCAUUCACCUGAGAGUGACUGGUGGUGAGGUCGGAGCCCAGUCUGCUCUGGCUCCCAAGAUCGGUCCCCUCGGUCUGUCUCCCAAGAAGAUUGGUGAAGAUAUCGCCAAGAACACCGGUGAUUGGAAGGGUCUGCGUGUCACCGUCAGACUCACCAUCCAGAACCGUCAGGCCGCCGUCUCCGUUGUGCCUUCCGCCUCUUCCCUUGUCAUCAAGGCCCUCAAGGAGCCCCCGCGUGACCGCAAGAAGGAGAAGAACAUCAAGCACAACAAGUCCGUCUCUCUCGAUGAGAUCGUCGAGAUUGCCCGCCAGAUGCGCAACCGCUCUCUGGCUAAGGAGCUCAAGGGUACCGUCCUUGAGAUCCUCGGUACCGCCUUCUCCGUCGGUUGCCAGGUCGAUGGCCGCAGCCCCAAGGAUGUCUCUGACGACAUCAAGGCUGGCGAGAUUGACGUCCCCUCCGAGUAA